Molecule: messenger RNA, 2124 nt
Organism: Phytophthora sojae
Lineage: Eukaryota; Oomycota; Peronosporomycetes; Peronosporales; Peronosporaceae
Exons: 7
Coding region: 1-2124 (707 amino acids)
Source: RefSeq, a predicted model, not a curated record
AUGAGUCUUGACGAAGAUUUCGCUGACAACAAGUGGCCUUUCCCGUUCAAGGACGUGCUGAAGCCCAAAGGGGCUGGCUGUGCUCAAGUGAGCAAAGUCCUUGCCCGCGGAGAUGAGCACGCAGGCGAGUACUCGUUCGGCGGACUCGCAGAUACUUUACCCGCUGUAUCCGGGCUGUUUGUGGGCAGUGUGGGCACCAUUCACACGCCGUUAGUCGCCGACCAAGCUGAAAAGCUGGUCGCACUGUGUCAGAAGUCCCCCUUCGUCCACAAUCUUGACACCAAGAUGGACGAGAACGUCCUCGGCAUGGACAAGCUACGGAAGGUGAUCGCGGACCGCCUGGGCUACACGGACGUCCCGCUGGACUGCGUCUUGUACAAGUUGCUGGGCACGGAGAAGGAUGACGGGAUGAUUGCGACCUUGGUGGUGCAGCCGCCCAGUGCGCACGAAGGCGGUGACCUGGUCGUGUAUCGAGAUGGGAAGUUGACGUAUCGACACGAUUUCGGCAAAGCCGACGGUAGUGCAGCGUUCGCAACGCACUACGCUGUGCACUAUGCAGACGCGGAGCAUGCUCUGGAGGAAGUGACGAAAGGGUUCCGACUCGCUCUCGUGUACUCGAUCUGUCUGCCCGCUACGAUGAGGCACUUGAAGAGGACGGAGGAUAAGCAGUUGAGCGAAGAUUUGGCACAGGCGAUCUCGAGUGUGGGCAGUGAGAAGGAGAAGAAGAAGAACGAGGAGGAGGGGGAUGCAGACCAAACGUCUGGUGAGCAACGUGCAAACGUAAAGGAUGCUAAAGAGGACAAGAAGGUCAAGGUCAAGGACGACCAGGGUGAGGGGAACAAGAGGGAGGAAGAUGACGGGGAUACUGACAGCGACGAGGACUAUGUGGAUGAUGAAAACAACGAUGAUGACGAUGAUGACUCUGAGGACGAUGAAGACGACAGCGACGAAGAUGAGAGCGAUUACGACGAAGACGAUUCUUUUGCGCUGCUACUGGAGCGUGAGUACACCACGAAAAGUAUCCAAACCCUCGGUUCUGGCGCAUUGAAAGACAUCGACUGUGCGAGAUUCCACGCACUUGAAGAAGCCAACGCACGCGUUGCUCCCGAGAAGAAGUUGUGCUUCUUUAUUGCUCAAUUGACGCACGAUGGAGAAGACCUUGGCCACAAGCCUGUGACUGGAGAAGAAAUUCGUGCGCUUUUCGACACCACCGCUGCCAGACUGGAGGCCGAAAACCGGUACAAGGAAUUUUGGGAAGAAGAAGCUACUGUUGUAUGGUCCAUGAAUCUGCGCGAGGUGGGAAUGGAGCUUUGGUUCCCUCCAAUUACGAAGAUUCUGUGCUCGUACGGCUGGGAUGAAGUCAGCCAAGCUGUUUUGAAGGCGCUGGGUAGGAGUGACGAAAGCGGAAAGGGCGGCUUGUCGGCGCUGGAAUUAAUUCUGCGCGUGUUUGACAGCCUUGACGGUGGUGCGGCUCAACAGGCACUAGUUGACAAGACACUGCAACUGACAACGUCAACCAAGGAUGAAGACCUGUUCCUGUCGAGCUACAUUGGGCUGCUCUGGAAGGUGGCUAUCGACUAUGCCGACAAGACGUUGUUUGAUACUGUUGUGAAUAGGCUCAAGAAUGCAGAUCCCGGUCUACUCGGACCUUCCAUCCAGUACCUCUCCCAGUACGUGGACAGUGUCGAUGGAAACGAUGAGAAGACAGCGGUAGUGACGAUUGUCACUCCAAAACGGAUCAAGUGGCUCCGAGAACAAGUUGAAUCGCUGGAGAAGCCGUUUUCGUGGGAGAUGCGUGAGGCGGAAUUCCCUGGCAACGAUGAGAUUCAGUCGUUCCUGCGAGGCGCGGAAGUCUCAAUGGAGAUGAAAGGCGCCGAGAAAAAGUUUAAGAAUUUUGAAGAUGCAAAGGAGUUCGCGGCUAAAUGGAUGAAUGAGAAGCAGACGAAAUUUUUGUUUGAGAUGGAAGGCCACGAGACUUUCGUGACGAUCACAAAGACUCGCGAUUGGUACUUGAAGCAACAAAGCAACUUGGUGCUCUACAGGAAGGAACUGCGUCGCCUGAUGGAUCGGUACGACAACUCGAAUGGGGACGAGGGGGAAAAGAAGCGUACGCGUCUCGACUAA